Rattus norvegicus (Norway rat) is the source of this 1880-nucleotide messenger RNA. NCBI's taxonomy places the organism in Eukaryota, Metazoa, Chordata, Mammalia, Rodentia, Muridae. The record is from RefSeq and is a predicted model, not a curated record.
CUGCCUCUGCACCAGGACCCUCACUGGGUUCUAUCUGUAUUCUAUUCCUCCUUCUGACUUUCACUUUACUCAUCUACAAUUUUAAGAAAGCUGGUGCGGUGGUUCAAAGUCCCUUUCUGAAGAAAACUUCUCAAACCUGAAGUCUGAACUCAAGUGAAGACCUUUGCUGAAACUUUAGAGAUUGCCCAGCAGAAAGUUAGCUUUUGUUUGUUUGUUGAGGAGACAAGGUGUCGCUAUAUAGACUGAGCUGGCUGUGAAGUCAGAAGAUCCACCUGCCUCUGCUUUCCUGGGUGCUUAUUUAAGUAUUUUUUGUUAUAAGCUCUCUAAGUUGAACAGAUACUAUCUGGCAAAAGGAUUGUAGAACUAGAUUUUCAAACAAAAUGCUUGAAGGUGUGGCCAGGAGAUAAGGAUGGAAUUCUGGGACAGACUCCUCUUUACCCAUCAGCAGCGCUGGAAGAGUCCAGCAGCAGCAGAGGAUUAGGAGAGACUACCAAGAAGCAGUGCUCUCUCCUAACUGGGAGAAGGCUCAGGGAGCAAAGCGCCUGGCCAGCCUGACAGCUGAGUUUGAGGUCAACACCAUGGUUCAACUUCAAGUCUUCAUUUCAGGCCUCCUGCUGCUUCUCCCAGGUGCUGUGGCUUCUUAUACGGUAGUGCAGGGUCACUCUGUCACACUUCCGUGUAUCUAUUCAACAACAUACCGUGAUGAAAUGGUUCCCACAUGUUGGGGUCGAGGGGAAUGCCGCUCUUCUUAUUGUACAAGGUCACUUAUCUGGACCAAUGGUUAUAAGGUCACAUAUCAGAGGAGCAAUCGAUACCAGCUAAAGGGGAAUAUUUCAGAAGGAAAUGUGUCCUUGACCAUAGAGAACACUGUUGUGAGUGACAGCGGUCCUUACUGUUGUAUAGCAGAGAUACCUGGAGCAUUCUAUUUUGUCGACUAUCUGUUGGAGGUUAAAGCAGAACUUCCAACAAGUCCCCCAACAAGACCCACCAAUACAGGAAGACCAACAACUACAAGACCCACAAAUACAGGAAGACCAACAACUACAAGACCCACAAAUACAGGAAGACCCACAACUACAGAAAGACCCACAACUACAGGAAGACCCACAACUACAGAAAGACCCACAACUACAGGAAGACCCACAACUAUUUCAACAAGAUCCACACAUGUACCAACAUCAACCAGAGUCUCUACCUCUACUCCUCCAACACCAGAACAAACACAGACUCACAGAUCAGAAGCCACUACAUAUUAUCCAGAUCAGACAACAGCUGAGGUGACAGAAGCCCCAUCCCAUACUCCUACAGACUGGAAUAACACUGCAACAUCCUCAGAUGACUCUUGGAAUAGUGACACUGAAGCAAUCCCUCCACAGAAGCUGCAGAGAAACCCGACUAAGGGCUUCUAUGUUGGCAUGUCCUUUGCAGCCCUGCUGCUGCUGCUGCUUGCGAGCACCGUGGCUAUCACCAGGUACAUGGUAAUGAGAAAGAAUUCUGGUUCUCUGAGGUUUGUUGCCUUCCCAGUCUCUAAGAUCGGAGCUUCCCAAAAUAAGGUGGUGGAGCAGGCCAGAAUUGAAGACGAGGUCUACAUUAUUGAAGACAGUCCUUACUUUGAAGAAGAGUCCUAGUGGCCCACUGAGGUGCCUUCUUUCUGAGAUUAAAGAAAUUGUCGGGGGCUGGAGAGAUGGCUCAGAGGUUAAAAGCACUGUCUGCUCUUCCAGAGGUCCUGAGUUCAAUUCCCAGCAACCACAUGGUGGCUCACAACCAUAUAUAAUCAGGUCUGGUGCCCUCUUCUGGCCUGCAGGUGCAUACAUGCAGGCCGAAAGCUGUAUGACAUAUACAUAAUAAAUAAAUGUUUAAAAAAUUAUUUAAAAAAGAAA